AUGGAGACGGAGAUGUCUCUCCCUCGAUACCGACCCCUACCGAGAUGUAUUACAUGGACGAUUACCACCGGCGCGGGCACCCCUUGCCAACUGGCGAGUGACCCCCGCCGCCCACGACACAUAGCCCCCGCCGCCCCGACACAUAGCCCCCGCCGCCUACAACAUAUAGCCCCCGCAGCCCACCCCCGCCUAGCACCUAUUGCCAACGCCAACUGGCGGACUCCACGCGACCGCCAACUGGCCGCCGGCGCCCCGCACCGUCUCUCCCCCAACCGGGUUCUGGGUCUCGCGCCUCCCGCCCGCGCCGCCCACGCCGCCCGCCAAGUCGGACCAGCCAACUGGCACGCCCCCUCCCCCGUCUGGGGAGGCGCCCCCUCCGGCCGGGGGGGCCGCCAUGGCUCACCACCCGGCGCGCGAGCCGGCUGGCGCGGGCCGUCUACCCCGGGUCCCGGUGUCCAGACCACCCCCCCGCGCGUACGGGCCCCCGGCACACGCCGCGACACCACAGAGCCCUGCCUUUCUCUGCGCCGCCACGUCGCCCCCGGGGGGCCCUCGGUGCGAGGGCAUGGUCCGCCCACCGGCCCCGGGCCAGACUUCUGGCCCGAUCUCGCCUCACUACAUACCCUCCGACCUCACUUGGGGCGGUUUUAUUCAAACCUAUGUUCAAGUGUACAGAAAUUUGUGAAAAAACGCGAUUUAGUAUGGGGGUGGACCGUGCAUUGGGACCGCCCACCAUUUCAGGCACCCACCCGCCAUGGACGUGGAUGCCUGACGGACUUGGUCAAAAUGGACCGGGUCGGGCAGCCAACUGGGCAUGGCACGUUCGACGUCUUCUCACUAUAG
This is a messenger RNA of Penicillium malachiteum, 843 nucleotides long. RefSeq lists its product as uncharacterized. The transcript has a single exon. The coding region runs from base 1 to 843 and encodes 280 amino acids. The record is from RefSeq and is a predicted model, not a curated record. NCBI's taxonomy places the organism in Eukaryota, Fungi, Ascomycota, Eurotiomycetes, Eurotiales, Aspergillaceae.